GAAACCUAGAAAUGGGUAACAACGAAAUGAAAUUGCCAUUAUUAACAAGAUUGAAGGUGUUGAUAAUGGAGGUGAUCAUAUAUGUUUCCACGCGCUCCGAUGGCACUCUCAACCGACGUCUCUUCAACCUCCUAAAUCCCAUAACAUCUGCACCUGCCACCAACCACAUAAACACUAUCCAAAUCUCCACUUCCGAUGUUACAAUCGAGCCCUCCCGCAACCUGUGGUUCCGCCUCUUCAUCCCCACCACGCCCAACUCCGCCUCGCUGCCCCUCAUUGUGUAUUUCCACGGCGGCGGAUUCACCAUGUACGGCCCCGACUCCAAGAUUAUCGAUCAUCUCUGCAGCCAUGUAGCUGCGCGGGUGCCUGCAGUUGUCGCGUCUGUCAACUACCGCCUCGCCCCCGAGCACAAGCACCCUGCCCAAUACGAGGAUGGCUUUGACGCCCUCAAAUUCAUCGAUGCACGACACUACGACGUUUUACCCGCCAAUACGGACCUCGCUAAAUGUUUCAUUGGAGGGGACAGUGCAGGUGCCAACAUAGCUCACCAUGUGACAGUUAGAGCAGUUGAGCAAGCUCAGCAGUUUGGUAAAAUAAGGAUCGUCGGCAUGCUGGGGCUGCAGCCCUUUUUCGGAGGCGAGCAACGGACGGAGUCGGAGCUGAGGCUGAGAAAGGCGCCGCUGCUUAGCACGGAGAUGACGGACGCGUUUUGGAGGGAGUUUCUACCGGAGGGUGCGGACAGAGACCACCCCGCGGCCAACGUGUUUGGUGGAGGAGCGACGCUCCAGAAUCUUGAUUUUCCGACUAGUUUGGUGGUGGUGGGAGGUAAUGAUCCGUUGCAGGAUUGGGACAGAAGAUAUGUGGAGUGGUUGAGGGAUUGCGGGAAACGAGUUGUUGUGGUGGAGUAUCCCAAUGCGUUUCAUGGCUUCUAUGCAUUUCCAGAACUGCCUGACUUUGCUUUGUUGAUUCAUGAUGUGGCAAAUUUUGUCCAAGAACAACUCAACUCCAAUUGAAUUUCAUCAACACAGACAUGUAAGGGAAUAUUAUAUGCAUG
Salvia miltiorrhiza (redroot sage) is the source of this 1054-nucleotide messenger RNA. Its product is annotated as probable carboxylesterase 18. The coding region runs from base 12 to 1013 and encodes 333 amino acids. Gene Ontology annotation, molecular function: hydrolase activity. Lineage: Eukaryota; Viridiplantae; Streptophyta; Magnoliopsida; Lamiales; Lamiaceae. The transcript has a single exon. The record is from RefSeq and is a predicted model, not a curated record.